Messenger RNA from Saprolegnia parasitica CBS 223.65, 408 nucleotides. RefSeq lists its product as hypothetical. The transcript is spliced from 4 exons. The record is from RefSeq and is a predicted model, not a curated record. Lineage: Eukaryota; Oomycota; Saprolegniomycetes; Saprolegniales; Saprolegniaceae. The coding region runs from base 1 to 408 and encodes 135 amino acids.
AUGACGUUCCACGUGACGUAUGAGCCCAACUGCUUCUUCUUUGUCCGCCCGCUGAGCCACAAGGUCUACGCGACCACGUACAAGACUGCACCAGCGUGUUUCGGCGAUGCGGUCCACGUAACUUUGGACGUCUUUGACGUGGCGCAACAAGGCAUCGGGGUCGACGGCGGGCUGCGCGUGCCCUUCAACGCAGAGAUGGUGCUGGCCCUCGGGCCCUCGAUGGUGUGGCUGCAGACGUGCGCGCGCGGCUCGGACAUGAGAUUCGUGCCGCCAGCGUCGAGCGCGCUCUGCCUCUUCGUGCAGCCGCUCGUCGCGCCGGACCUUCCCGAUGUUCAUGCGCGUCCACACCACGUCUUGUCGAUCCGGCUCGUUUGGAACUCGGUCUGGAAUGGCCUUGAUUUCUUCUAG